AUGGCUCUGGACGGGAUAAGGAUGCCAGAUGGCUGCUAUGCGGAUGGGACGUGGGAACUGAGCGUUCAUGUGACGGACCUGAACCGCGAUGUCACCCUGAGAGUGACUGGGGAGGUGCACAUUGGAGGGGUGAUGCUCAAAUUGGUGGAAAAACUCGAUGUGAAAAAAGAUUGGUCUGACCAUGCUCUGUGGUGGGAAAAGAAGAGAACUUGGCUUCUCAAGACGCAUUGGACCUUGGAUAAGUACGGCAUUCAGGCAGAUGCUAAGCUUCAGUUCACCCCCCAGCACAAGCUGCUCCGCCUGCAACUUCCCAACAUGAAGUAUGUGAAGGUGAAAGUGAAUUUCUCUGAUAGAGUCUUCAAAGCUGUUUCUGACAUCUGUAAGACAUUUAACAUCAGACACCCUGAAGAGCUUUCUCUAUUGAAAAAACCCAGAGAUCCAACAAAGAAAAAAAAGAAAAAGCUAGAUGACCAAUCUGAAGAUGAGGCACUUGAACUAGAGGGGCCUCUUAUCACUCCUGGAUCAGGAAGUAUAUAUUCAAGCCCGGGACUUUAUAGUAAAACAAUGACCCCUACUUACGAUGCUCAUGAUGGAAGCCCCUUGUCACCAACUUCUGCUUGGUUUGGUGACAGUGCUUUGUCAGAAGGCAACCCUGGUAUACUUGCUGUCAGUCAGCCGAUAACAUCACCAGAAAUCUUGGCGAAAAUGUUCAAACCUCAAGCCCUUCUUGACAAAGCAAAAAUCAACCAAGGGUGGCUUGAUUCCUCAAGAUCUCUCAUGGAACAAGAUGUGAAGGAAAAUGAGGCCUUGCUGCUCCGAUUCAAGUAUUACAGCUUUUUUGAUUUGAAUCCAAAGUAUGAUGCAAUCAGAAUCAAUCAGCUUUAUGAGCAGGCCAAAUGGGCUAUUCUCUUGGAAGAAAUUGAAUGCACCGAAGAAGAAAUGAUGAUGUUUGCAGCCUUGCAGUAUCAUAUCAAUAAGCUGUCGAUCAUGACAUCAGAGAAUCAUCUGAACAACAGCGACAAAGAAGUUGAUGAAGUUGAUGCUGCCCUUUCAGACCUGGAGAUUACUUUGGAAGGGGGAAAAACAUCAACAAUUUUGGGUGACAUCACUUCCAUCCCUGAACUUGCUGACUAUAUUAAAGUUUUCAAGCCAAAAAAGCUGACUCUAAAAGGUUAUAAGCAGUACUGGUGUACCUUUAAAGAUACAUCUAUUUCUUGUUAUAAGAGCAAAGAAGAAUCCAGUGGAACACCAGCUCAUCAGAUGAACCUAAGAGGGUGUGAAGUUACCCCAGAUGUGAAUAUUUCAGGCCAAAAAUUUAACAUUAAACUCCUCAUUCCGGUUGCAGAGGGCAUGAAUGAAAUCUGGCUUCGUUGUGACAAUGAAAAACAGUAUGCACACUGGAUGGCAGCCUGCAGAUUGGCCUCCAAAGGCAAGACCAUGGCAGAUAGUUCUUACAACUUAGAAGUUCAGAAUAUUCUUUCCUUUCUGAAGAUGCAGCAUUUAAAUCCAGAUCCUCAGUUAAUACCAGAACAGAUCACAACUGAUAUAAAUCCUGAAUGUCUGGUGUCCCCUCGCUAUCUAAAAAAGUACAAGAACAAGCAGCCAGGCUAUAUAAGAGAUUUGAUAACAGCAAGAAUCUUGGAGGCCCAUCAGAAUGUAGCUCAGAUGAGUUUAAUUGAAGCCAAGAUGAGGUUUAUUCAAGCUUGGCAAUCAUUACCAGAAUUCGGCAUCACACACUUUAUUGCAAGGUUCCAAGGGGGCAAAAAAGAAGAACUUAUUGGAAUCGCAUACAACAGACUGAUUCGGAUGGACGCCAGCACAGGAGAUGCAGUUAAAACCUGGCGCUUCAGCAACAUGAAGCAGUGGAAUGUAAACUGGGAAAUAAAAAUGGUCACUGUAGAGUUUGCAGAUGAAGUACGGUUGUCCUUCAUUUGCACUGAAGUAGAUUGCAAAGUGGUUCAUGAAUUCAUUGGUGGCUACAUAUUUCUCUCAACACGUGCAAAAGACCAAAAUGAGAGUUUAGAUGAAGAGAUGUUCUACAAACUUACCAGUGGUUGGGUGUGA
This is a messenger RNA of Rangifer tarandus platyrhynchus (Svalbard reindeer), 2064 nucleotides long. The record is from the annotation of a GenBank genome assembly. NCBI's taxonomy places the organism in Eukaryota, Metazoa, Chordata, Mammalia, Artiodactyla, Cervidae.